UGCCAUGGCAGGGUCGCAGAUAUGGAGGCCAUGGUCCCCGCCCAGUGGUGGAGGACCCUGUUCAGCGAUUCAAUGUACCUCAAGACCGACGGCGACGUCGUCGAGGAUCCUGCCAUCACUGCCGAGGAGCUUGAGAUGAUCAAGGAUAUUGCCGGAAUCCGUGCUAUCCUUGAGCAAGGCUCCCACAGCGCCGCCAAAGCAGGAUCCUGCACGCGCAUCCUUGACCUGUGCUGUGGCCAAGGCCGUCACUCGCUGCAGCUGGCGGCAAGCUAUCCGCACCUCGAAAUCUGUGGCCACGAUCAGUCGGCAUACUUGAUCUCCCUGGCCAAUGAGCGAUCUACCGCACAGGGCGUGGAGCACCGCACGGCUUUCACCGUCGGCGACUCGCGGCAAAUCCCGUACGACGACCAGCACUUUGAUUUGGUUCUGCUGAUGGGCAACUCGUUCGGCUACUUUAGUCACGACAGCGCCGACCGCAUGGUGCUGGCCGAGGUCUUUCGCGUUCUGAAACCUGGAGGACGGCUCCUCAUCGACGUAACCGAUGGCGAGUACUGGCGCUCCAACUUUGACGAGCGCAGCUGGGAGUGGAUCGACGACUCGAUGCUCGUUUGUCGCGAGCGGCAAUUGAGCAAGGACCGCACCCGUCUCUGCUGCCGCGAAGUCGUGACCGACGUCCAUAAAGGCGUCAUCCGCGACCAGUUCUAUCAAGAACGCCUCUACAGCCAAGCAGAGAUCGAGACCCUCCUGAAGACCGAGGGCUUUACCAUCGACGGAGAUAACGCAGCUCCGGCACUGCACAGCAUCGCAAACAACCUAAGCCAACGCCACGAAGACUCGGGCAUGAUGGGACAGCGACUUUUGAUUCAUGGAGUGAAGCGGGUCAAGAUUGGAUCUUCCACCGUCUCCGCCACCAGCUUCUCCGACAGCGAAGAUACAACCACUACUCUCAGCGAUGCUGAGGAGGAUCCGGCAGCCAGUGCCUCAGCAACGGCGGCUGUGCCGAUCCAGGAUAUCUCUGCACUUCCCCGCAAGCCUCUCUUCUCAAAGAUGGUGGUCCUGAUGGGCGACCCUUCUCAGCCCUGCUUUGGCAAGCUCAACAACAGUUGGAACCCCGAGGAUAUCGAAACUCGGAAGAAGCUCACGGACGCGCUCAAAGCCCUUGGCUAUGAAGACGACUCCAUGUGUGUGCUCGAGUCUCACGGCACCAUGGAGCAAUUCCUGGCCUCCCGACGAGACCAUUUCGUUUUCAACCUCUGUGACGAGGGAUUCAACAACGACGCCACCAAGGAACUCCACGUUCCAGCCUAUCUAGAGAUACAGGGUCUGACGUACUCUGGGGCGGAUCCCAACUGCCUCUCGUACUGCUAUGACAAGGGGCUUGUCAACCGAUCGGCAGACGCAAUCGGCGUCCCCACACCCAAGGAGGUCUUCUUCUUUGACAUCCACACCCCUACCAGCCUUGAGCGGCUUCACAAGGCCAUCGAGAAAGAGAUCCUCUACCCGGCGUUUAUAAAGCCAUCCAAAGGCGACAACUCUCUCGGAAUCACCAGUCGCUCCAUCGUCCGGUCGCCCGGCGAGGUGGACUCGUACCUCGAGGAACUCGAGUCCCUCGGCAUCGACAGCGUCGUUGUACAAGAGUACCUUGCUGGUGUCGAAUAUGGCGUCGGUAUGGUCGGAAAUCUCGACACUGGCUUCCACUUCUUCCCUAUUCUGGAGGUCGAUUACUCCAAGAUCGUUGGUCAAAACCUCCCGCCGAUUCUAGGAUUUGAAUCGAAAUGGGACCCAUCAAGCCCGUAUUGGACAGACAUCUCAUAUCGAGAGUCCACCCUCUCAGAGGCAACCAAGCAGAAGCUAAGGGAUUAUUGCAUCCGUUUGUGGAAGCGGUUCGGCUGUCGCGACUAUGCUCGCUUCGAUUUCAGAUGCGAUGUCGGUCGCGGCGACGACGACGCUGACGACGCCGAAGAUACAGAGAGCAGCGAUGGCGCCGAGAAACGGAGGGGCACGAUCAAGCUUCUUGAGGUUAAUCCCAACCCUGGAUGGUGUUGGGAUGGAAAGUUUGCCUACAUGGGCAAACUGGAAGGAAAGAGCUAUACGGACGUCUUGGGCAUGAUCUUGGAAGCAGCACACGCUCGCGUUAGCAAG
Molecule: messenger RNA, 2142 nt
Organism: Polychytrium aggregatum
Lineage: Eukaryota; Fungi; Chytridiomycota; Chytridiomycetes; Polychytriales
Exons: 2
Biological process (GO): peptidoglycan biosynthetic process
Molecular function (GO): metal ion binding; ATP binding; D-alanine-D-alanine ligase activity
Source: RefSeq, a predicted model, not a curated record